Molecule: messenger RNA, 749 nt
Organism: Plectropomus leopardus (leopard coralgrouper)
Lineage: Eukaryota; Metazoa; Chordata; Actinopteri; Perciformes; Serranidae
Product: overexpressed in colon carcinoma 1 protein-like
Source: RefSeq, a predicted model, not a curated record
GUGGUUUUGAGGACUCGGGUCAGAGAUGGGAUGUGGAAAUUCUUCACCAGCAAACAGCAGCAGCAGCUCCGGAGGUAACGCCGAGUCUUCAUCAAAGGAAUCAGGGGAGUCUGUGCCAGAAGAUGACAAAUGGAAGAACUACGGAGGUGUGUAUGUGGGUUUUCCUGCAGACCUGAGCAACAUUCCUCAAGUACAGAUAGGAUCACUCAGAGAGAAUGACAGAGACCUGAUGUCCCUCAGGAGACCGCUGUGGGGGGACGGACUCUAAUUAUAACGAAGAACCAGGUGCAGCAGAAGAAGAAACCCUGCAGGUGUUUUUUCGGCUCCUCAGUGUUUGUCAUCAGGAACUCACCUGGUCUCCGACGGGGAACAGCAGCGCCCAGCGGAGCCAAUCUCGUCCUGCAGCGUCCUCUGUGAGGACUUGAUGGGACCAGCUGGUCUGACUGGAGCCUGUAGUGGUUAGAGACAUUUGGAAACAGAUGGACUCGGGACUCGGCUGUAGGUUUUCCAGUGACUCCGCUGCAUCGUUGGCAUGUUGUGGAGGCGACGCUGAGGCGUCCAUCAGCUGGUUAUCACUAAAUGACAGACAGAGAGCUCUGAUAAAUUGACUGAAGAGAGGAUAAAUCUGCUGAUAAACAGUCAAUAAACCCAUAAAAGGACCCAAAACAUCAACAUCUGUGAAUGAAAACCUGAUAGACCUUCUUCCUGUGUGUCACAGAGCUCCACGGCCUCUAAAAACCAUUCAAACA